This is a messenger RNA of Salvelinus sp. IW2-2015, 1005 nucleotides long. Lineage: Eukaryota; Metazoa; Chordata; Actinopteri; Salmoniformes; Salmonidae. The record is from RefSeq and is a predicted model, not a curated record.
AUGAGUGGUUUGUUCCAUUCCUGUGUAGAGGAGUUGGACACCAAGGAAGCCCAGCUGGAUAAUACCCACGUCCCCUGGAUACGCCUGGACAGAGAGGUCUACUUCUAUGCUGGGCACAAAAUCAACAUCGUCGAGGCAAUGGACUCCCAUGGCGGAGUGAUAUGGCCAGCAGCGUUGGCUCUAUGUAACUACCUGGAGACCAAUACUGAUGUGAUAGAUCUGAAAGGAAAGCAGGUUUUGGAACUGGGAUCAGGGACAGGAUUAGUGUCUAUCGUCGCCAGUCUACUGGGUGCCCAGGUGACGGCCACCGACCUCCCYGACGUCCUUAGUAAUCUGAGAUACAACUUGCUCCGAAACACCAGAGGGCGCUCUAAAUAUACACCUGAGGUGACAGCUCUAACCUGGGGUCCUGAGGUGGAACGCACUUACCCUAGAUCCGUGUAUCGCUAUGACUACGUGCUGGCGGCUGACGUGGUGUAUCACCGCGACUUAGAGGAGCUGCUGUUCACCAUGAGAUACUUCUGUCGUCCGGGAACCACUCUGAUCUGGGCCAACAAGGUCCGCCUCAAGACAAACCUGGUGUUCACUGAGGACUUCCAGAACACCUUCAACACCACCCUGCUGGCUGACAUGGGAGAGGUUAAGAUCUUCAUGGCCACAUGCAGAGAGACAGAGGAACACCUUCAACACCACCCUGCUGGCUGAGAUGGGAGAGGUUAAGAUCUUCAAGGCCACGUGUAAAAGGUAGGGAUUAAGGAAAGAAGGAUGAGGAACUACUGUCGACAUUCUGCCGACUAUAACCAAGAGUUCCCGUCUUUUCUUCUUCCUCUGAGAAAUGCUUGAAGACAGAAGGCGGCCAUCUUGGCUAAUGGUAAUGGACGUUGAUGGACUACUGAUGAUGUCAGUUGUUGAUGUUUGAUGUUCUACUUACCUGCUAUAUGUAGUACUUUAUUGUUUACUUAGUUUUUACACAUGUACUUAGAUAGUUUAUAUUAAUAUUAAAAU